AUGGUUCGUCAUCUUUUACUCACGUUCUUAGCUCUCUGCGUUUUAUUCGCAUCGAUCAACGGUAAAAGUCAAUGUUCUUGUUCAUGUUGCAAAGGCAACCGAUGUAUCAAACAAUAUCUCGGCUCAAUCCAAAUGCCUACAUGUUCUGCAACAAGUUGUAAGAAUGCUUGUAAACUUCGUCAUCCCAGCAAAUGCGCCGGAACACCCGGAUCAAUCACUGCAACAUGCACAAAAACCAAAACGCCUCAUCGAUCACCAGUGAAUAAGAUUAAACACAAACUACGACCAUCACCGAAAAAAUAUAUCAAAACCGCAUACAUAUAA
This is a messenger RNA of Adineta ricciae, 324 nucleotides long. The record is from the annotation of a GenBank genome assembly. Lineage: Eukaryota; Metazoa; Rotifera; Eurotatoria; Adinetida; Adinetidae.